GCUCCACCGGCUCGGGCUGGACGGGGAAGCGAGGGGAAGAGAGGUCAGGCCCGCCCUCGGGGGCAACAAACUGGGCCUCAUUCCGCACUGGACCGGGGCUCUGGACUCCCCUCCUGGCUCAGUUUCCCCAAGUCCCUGGUGAAACUCACCGUUGUCACUACCACGUUGGUAACGCAGACCCAGAGUCUGGGACUCAGGGUAAACUGAGGUACUCGAACCACGGAGGAGCCCCGCCUCCCAAGAGACAUUUAAUCCAGGGGGAUUUACAGGAAACUUCUAAAUUAAGGGCAGCGGCUGCUGCAGCUGAGGGGGGCACGCGGGACCCAGCGCCCGCGCAGCUGCCGUGAGCUCACGCCCCGAAAUAGCCCCAGGGGCCCCAGUUGCAGCUGCCACUGGGUCGGGCUGUCACUCAGAGUAAGAGCAGAGCCCCCAGCCCGAGGGUCCCCUCCCCUCCGCAGGGCCGGGGUUUUUCCAGCCGACCGUCUUAGCUGCUUUACCUUCCGACGGCUGGGGGCGGAGGGAGGGGCCUCGAGGGGGGCGGUCCCGAGGGGGUGGGCACAGGGGGCGGCCGCGCCCCCCCUCACCGGGGUGUGCUUCUGCCCCUACAAGGUUUGGGCCGCGGUGGGGGAGGGUCCCGGCCCCCGGCUCCGCCCGGUCCCUCCCCGCCUUUUAGGCGCCCGCCCGGCUGGGACAUCCCAGUCCCGCUUGGUCCUCCUCGCCGGCCACCCGUGCGCCCAGUUCGUCCAGUCCGCACUGCCUGCCCGUCGGCCCGCCCCCCACCGCAGCCAUGGACGCGAUCAAGAAGAAGAUGCAGAUGCUAAAGCUGGACAAGGAGAAUGCCAUCGACCGCGCCGAGCAGGCCGAGGCCGACAAGAAGCAGGCUGAGGACCGCUGCAAGCAGCUGGAGGAGGAGCAGCAGGCCCUCCAGAAGAAGCUGAAGGGGACAGAGGAUGAGGUGGAAAAGUAUUCUGAAUCUGUGAAGGACGCCCAGGAGAAACUGGAGCAGGCUGAGAAGAAGGCCACCGAUGCUGAGGCAGAUGUGGCCUCCCUGAACCGCCGCAUUCAGCUGGUAGAGGAGGAGCUGGACCGGGCACAGGAGCGCCUGGCUACAGCCCUACAAAAGCUGGAGGAGGCUGAGAAGGCAGCUGAUGAAAGUGAGAGAGGAAUGAAGGUCAUUGAAAACCGAGCCAUGAAGGAUGAGGAAAAGAUGGAGCUGCAGGAGAUGCAGCUGAAGGAGGCCAAGCACAUCGCCGAGGAUUCAGACCGCAAAUAUGAGGAGGUGGCCAGGAAGCUGGUGAUCCUGGAAGGAGAGCUGGAGCGCUCAGAAGAAAGAGCCGAGGUGGCUGAGAGUAAAUGUGGGGACCUAGAGGAAGAGCUGAAAAUUGUUACCAACAACUUGAAAUCCCUGGAAGCCCAAGCGGACAAGUAUUCCACCAAAGAAGAUAAAUAUGAAGAGGAGAUCAAACUGCUGGAGGAGAAGCUAAAAGAGGCUGAGACCCGAGCAGAGUUUGCCGAGAGGUCUGUGGCAAAGUUGGAGAAGACCAUUGAUGACCUGGAAGACGAAGUCUAUGCACAGAAGAUGAAGUACAAGGCCAUCAGUGAGGAGCUGGACAACGCACUCAACGACAUCACCUCCCUCUGAGCCCCACGCCAGUGUGGCCCCUCAGCCCCUUUUCUCCUCUCCUUUCCACUCUCUUUGUGGGGAGGGGGCAGUCAGGAGGAACAAAGUUGUCAGCAUCGCACAGCCAGGCUGGGCGCAGCCUCGGAGAAGCCCCACCACACCUGCCGCCCACCCUGGCACUUGCUUCAUCCUUCUAUCCAACCACUCACUCCACCCUCCAGCCUCUACCUCUUUCUGCUGCUUAAUAAACUCAACUUGGUCUCCAUGCUGUCUUCCUGCCCUCCAGAGAGCACUUCUAUCAUCCCCACAGAAACCCUGGCUCUUACAGACACCCCCAAUCUUGUGCCCCCUCCUCCCCUGCUGAGCUCACCCACAAAACACUGUGGCCCAUGCCAGAACCCCCUCCACAUGGCACUCUCAGUCUGUCACCAUGUCACGGCUGCAUGUGGGCAUGCAUAACCCCAUCAGUCACCAUGAGCCCUCUAGUGCCUCUGACAGACAUGCUCUUCGGCAGACCCAGGUCUGUCACUAACCUCCAAGCAUUCAGCUGCAGUUCCGGGAUUUAAGGGAAUGACUGGAAGGGAAGUGGGUGGGGAGGUGCCAAGGAAGCGCAAGAAGGUUGUGAAAGGUCUGGCUGGGGUAAAGUUUGGAAAAAUGUCGGAUGCCAACAACAUGGGGCUUUCCCUGCAGGUCUGUUUUCUGCCUCAAGUCUAUCUGUCUGUCUGGUCCUUCCUUUUGUGGUUCAGUCUUUGUCUUUCCUUCCAUUUCUAACACUCUUAAACCUUCUAAAGAAGGAGGAUAAAUUAGUUCAUGACUCAAGCCUUCCCAUCCCACCCCCAUGACCCUGAAGCCUUGAGUCCACGUCCGUCUUGGUCAGUCCAUCCAUUUGCCCUUGGCACCGGGUCCUCAGACCUCUAAGUGCUUAUGUCUUCCUAUGCCUCCAACCCACACCAAGUCUAUUUGUCUCAUCCCCCAUCUCCCCCCAUGUCUCCCUGCCCUUCCUCAUGUGCUGCUUCCCC
This is a messenger RNA of Prionailurus viverrinus (fishing cat), 2640 nucleotides long. RefSeq names its product tropomyosin 2 (gene TPM2). Bases 788 to 1642 code for a protein of 284 amino acids. Lineage: Eukaryota; Metazoa; Chordata; Mammalia; Carnivora; Felidae. Gene Ontology annotation, molecular function: actin filament binding. The record is from RefSeq and is a predicted model, not a curated record. Gene Ontology annotation, biological process: muscle contraction; actin filament organization. Gene Ontology annotation, cellular component: actin filament. The transcript is spliced from 9 exons.